AAAAAUGCUGCAUCAAUCACUCGAUCUUCUGCAUCAAAAGCCGCAUCUAAAUCUCCUCCAGUCUCCCCGAGAAAUAGUGUGUGCAUUCACCACUGGAUAAGCCGUCACUCUUCCUCCUCCGCUCUUUCAAGAGCUAGCACAGUUCUUGGGGAGAAAAGAGAUACUCCAUGGAUACUACUACCAGAAAUGAGCCGCAGCAGCAACCCCUGCGCAUCCUCUUCCUCCCGUACUUCGCCCCUGGGCACCUCAUUCCGGCGGCGGACAUGGCCGCGGUAUUCGCCGCCCGAGGCGCCAGGUGCACCAUCCUCACCACGCCCGUCAACGCCGACAUCAUCCGUCCAGCCGUCGACCGGGCCAACAACGCAAACGACUCCAACCCAGCAAUACCGAUCGACAUCUCCGUCGUGCCUUUCCCCGACGUCGGGCUCCCGCCGGGCUUCGAGAACGUCAGGUACAUGAACCAGUCCCACGGACCAGAGCACUACGGCAAGUUCCUCCAUGCCGCGCUGCUUCUCCGGGAGCCCUUCGACCGGUUCCUGGCUGCCGCCCGCCCCGGUGUCGACGGCGUCGUGACCGACAGCUUCUUCACCUGGUCCCAAGACGCCGCCGCCGCGCACGGCGUCCCGCGGCUCGUGUUCCUCGGCAUCAGCGUCUUCGCGCGGUCCUGCUUCGAAAGCACGCUGCGCAACAACCCGCUUGAGGCUUGCCCAGAGGACGACGACGAUCCGGACGCCCUUGUUUUGCUGCCCGGGCUGCCGCACCGUGUGGAGCUGAGGAGGCGGCAGAUUUUGGAUCCCCGGAAGCGGCUGUUGGAGUGGCAAUUCUACGAGAGCGCCAGCGCGGCGGACCGGAGGAGCUUCGGCGAGGUGUUCAACAGCUUCCGCGAGCUCGAGCCGGACUACGUGGAGCACUUCCACGCCAAUCUCAGCCGCCGCGGGUGGCUCGUCGGGCCCGUCGCGCUUGCCACCGACAGCAGAGAUGUGGUCGCGACAGGAGGCAUUAGUACCGACGGUGUCGCCGACAGCUGCAUCCGGUGGCUAGACGCGAAGCCGGUAGGCUCCGUGGUGUAUGUCUCCUUCGGCACGUUGACCAGUUUCUCGCCUGCCGACCUGGUCGAGCUGAUGGAACCCAUGUAUCCUCAGCUGCUCAUCCACCUCCUCCUUAGAGCGCGACCACGGUUUCCUGUGAACACUGAACAGAUCGGGCUGCGGCAAAGGGAUUUCCCUCUCAUCCCCGUCAAUAAACAACAUUCUAUAGAUAAUAUUAUCUAAACUAGAGUCAGUUGUAACAAAUUGGUGACUCUUCAUAGCAGCAAUAUCAAGCCUUAUAGGAGUUAAUUUCACAUCAGUAGGGUCAAGAGGAAGAUCUAGAUAUGCCAAAAUACGCGAGGCAACAAUUCAUCCAAAAAUUACCUUACUACCUUCUUAAUACAAGCAACUUCAAACUAAUGGCUUUAUUGCAAAGAUGGUGGUUGCACUACUACUACUGGGCAGUGAGUCUUGCUAUAUCUAACUCUCUGCUCUUAUGGAUGGUGGUAUGCUUCUGC
Messenger RNA from Lolium perenne, 1546 nucleotides. Its product is annotated as probable UDP-glucosyl transferase 73B6. Lineage: Eukaryota; Viridiplantae; Streptophyta; Magnoliopsida; Poales; Poaceae. The record is from RefSeq and is a predicted model, not a curated record. Gene Ontology annotation, molecular function: UDP-glucosyltransferase activity.